AUGACGAUAAACUUAGACCCUAAUAAAGUCUGGAUAGACGGCUGUUUUGAUUUCACACAUCAUGGGCAUGCAGGAGCUAUCUUGCAGGCUCGUCGAACUGUUUCAAAAGAACAUGGUAAACUUUUCUGUGGUGUGCAUACUGAUGCAGACAUUCAACACAACAAAGGACCACCUGUGAUGAAUUCUCUAGAAAGAUAUGAGCAUACUAGAUCAAAUAGAUGGUGUUCGCAAGUAGUUGAAGCCGCGCCGUAUGUCACAGAUCCCAAUUGGAUGGAUACGUAUCAUUGUCAAUAUGUUGUUCACGGUGACGACAUUACCUUAGAUGCUAAUGGGGAAGACUGCUAUAAACUAGUGAAAGAGAUGGGACGGUUUAAGGUGGUGAAAAGAACGUACGGUGUGAGUACUACGGAGAUUAUACAUAGAAUAUUGACGAAGAAUUCGUUGCCACCAACCCAUACUGAUUACUAUCCUAACAUCAAAGAAUUGAGUUUCUAUUCCGUCGCUGAAGACGCGGUUUCAAAACAUUGUUACGUUUUCCAAAGCGAUUUGAGUAAUGUCUUGGUUGAUGGUGGAUACACUUUCAACAUACGGGAUUGUGUUUAUGUUGACGGGGACUUUGACUUAUUCCAUAUGGGAGAUAUUGAUCAAUUAGAAAAGUUGAAAAUAGUUCUUCACCCCGACAAGAGAUUGAUCGUUGGUAUUACAACUAACGAUUACCUAAGUACCAUUAUGACAAUGAAGGAACGUGUCCUGAGUGUUUUAAGUUGCAGGUAUGUUGAUGCUGUUAUCAUCGAUCCUAAUGCUGCCUCACUAGCUCAAUGCGCCUGCGAAAAAUACCAUAUUGGCUCGGCUGUUCUGAAGGAAGGCGGAAAGUUUAGCGAAUACUUAACCAAAGAUCUCAUCGUCAAGAGGGUGGAAUCUCAAAGGGACGUGUACAUUGCGAGAAACCAAAGUAAAGGAAUGUCUGUCUAG
This is a messenger RNA of Saccharomyces mikatae IFO 1815, 972 nucleotides long. It is a transcript of the gene ECT1, whose product is annotated as ethanolamine-phosphate cytidylyltransferase. The record is from RefSeq and is a predicted model, not a curated record. The transcript has a single exon. Gene Ontology annotation, cellular component: cytoplasm. Bases 1 to 972 code for a protein of 323 amino acids. Gene Ontology annotation, molecular function: ethanolamine-phosphate cytidylyltransferase activity. NCBI's taxonomy places the organism in Eukaryota, Fungi, Ascomycota, Saccharomycetes, Saccharomycetales, Saccharomycetaceae. Gene Ontology annotation, biological process: phosphatidylethanolamine biosynthetic process.